AUGUCUUUUAUCUUCGAUGGCAUCAAAAAGGCGUUAGGCUUAGAUAAUAACAGGUCGGUGAUAUUAGAUUCCUUAGAUAUUGAAGGUGUGUCGAAAUUAAUUCUGAACGGCCAAGCGAAGAAAAUAGUAACUAUGGUUGGUGCAGGCAUAUCAACAGCUGCUGGAAUACCUGAUUUCCGUAGUCCAUCUUCUGGUUUAUACGAUAAUCUACAGGAGUUUAAUCUGUCGAAUCCCAUGGAAAUAUUUUCUAUCGACUACUUUCGCCAUGACCCAGGGCCAUUCUUUGAGAUUGCAAGACGCGUGUAUAAACCGGAAGCAAAGCCCACACUGGCCCAUUAUUUUAUCAGGUUGCUUCAUGAGAAAGGUUUGCUACUGAGGCAUUACACGCAGAAUGUUGACAAUUUGGAACGUUUAUCUGGUCUGCCAGAAGAAAAGUUGGUUGAAGCCCAUGGGACAUUUAACACCGGUCACUGUAUUAAGUGCAAAGAGCAAUAUGGUUUUCACUUCAUGUUAGAUGAAAUUAUGGCCAAGAAAACACCUAAGUGUCUCAAGUGUGAAGGCGUUGUCAAACCUGAUGUUGUAUUUUUUGGAGAGAAUAUGCCCAAGGUAUUUUACAAGAAUCUUUCUUCAGAUUUCAGUGAAUGUGAUCUACUUAUCAUAAUGGGCACUUCCUUAACUGUAUUGCCGUUCUGUGCUCUUAUUCAUCGUGUUGGUACUAAUGUUCCGAGACUGUAUAUCAAUCGUGAGUUCAGCGAUGGUUCUACUGCUUCUUCUGGCGAGCCCAAUAAUAAACGUGACGUAUUUUGGUCGGGUAACACGGAUGAUGGCGCCAUCAAGCUUUCCGAACUUCUUGGCUGGAAGAGUGAUCUACUAAAGCUCAAGGAGGAAACUGAUGCUCGUAUAACUGCAGAGUUGGGAGCGAGGAAGUCUCAAAAGAGUGUUGCCGCAUCGUAG
Trichobilharzia szidati is the source of this 954-nucleotide messenger RNA. Lineage: Eukaryota; Metazoa; Platyhelminthes; Trematoda; Strigeidida; Schistosomatidae. The record is from the annotation of a GenBank genome assembly.